AUGGCCCUCGCGCUCCGCCUCCGUCGGGCCCUCGCCGCCGCCUCCACCUCCGCAUCCCUCCUCCGUCCGACUGCCUCCGCCGCGGCACCCCCCCAUCGGGCCCCCCUCCUCGCCCCUUUCGUCGCGCCGCUGCCGCGCCCGUUCCUCCCCGGGGGCGCCGCCGGCUUCCGGUCGACGGCGGCGACAGCGGCACGGGGUAACUACGGCGGUGGGGCGGACGACGCCAAAAUCGACCCCGACGAGAUCCUCUUCGAGGGGUGCGACUACAACCACUGGCUCAUCACCAUGGAGUUCCCCGACCCCAAGCCCUCCCGCGAGGAGAUGAUCGAGACCUACCUGCAGACCCUCGCCAAGGUCGUCGGAAGUUAUGAGGAGGCUAAGAAGAGGAUGUAUGCUCUUAGUACAACAACAUAUGUUGGUUUUCAAGCUGUAAUGACUGAGGAAAUGUCAGAAAAGUUUCGCGGAUUGCCUGGAGUUGUUUUUAUCUUGCCUGAUUCAUAUUUAUACCCAGAGACAAAGGAGUAUGGAGGAGACAAAUACGAGAAUGGUGUCAUAACUCCAAGACCACCACCUGUUCAGUAUAGCAAACUGUCAAGGAAUGAUAGAAACCGCAACUAUCGUGGAAAUUACGAAAACAGUCCUCCACCGCAAGGUAAUUACCAGAACAGUCCACCUCACGGAAAUUACCAGAACAGGUCACCACAAGGAAACUUCCAAGGGUCCCGCCCACAGCAAGACGUAAGAGGCUACGCUCCACAGCAGAAUUACACACAAGCUGGACAAGAUGGUAGAGGUUAUGGGAGGAAUGAUUCCGCCGACCGUCCAGGUUACAAUGCGCCUGGUGGGUACCAAGGGCGUGUAAAUGAAGCCGGUCAAGGUUUCCAAGAUCCACAAGAGCGCAGGAGUUUCUCGCAAGGACAGGAAGGAGAUCUCAGGCCUGGUGGCCCUUCAGCACCUGGAAAUUAUGGUCAACCGCCUGCACCUGGAAAUUAUGGUCAACCACCUGCACCUGGAAAUUAUGGUCAACCGCCUGCACCUGGAAAUUAUGGUCAACCGCCUGCACCUGGAAAUUACGGUCAACCGCCUGCUCCUGGAUCCUAUGGGAAGCCAUCUGAACCUCCAGCUUAUGGGCAACCGUCUGGGUCGAGAUAUCCUGGAGGUAACCAAGGGGCUCCUGGUUAUGGUGGAGACAACAGACAGGGUGCAGCGCCUGCAUAUGGAGGAGAUAACUUGCAAGGGGUUUCUGGUCAGUAUCCUAGCCCAGGUGAAGGACAACAAGGGAACUGGCAGGGUAGGCAGUAA
Messenger RNA from Triticum turgidum subsp. durum (durum wheat), 1302 nucleotides. The record is from the annotation of a GenBank genome assembly. Lineage: Eukaryota; Viridiplantae; Streptophyta; Magnoliopsida; Poales; Poaceae.